Kockovaella imperatae is the source of this 2100-nucleotide messenger RNA. RefSeq lists its product as hypothetical. Lineage: Eukaryota; Fungi; Basidiomycota; Tremellomycetes; Tremellales; Cuniculitremaceae. The coding region runs from base 1 to 2100 and encodes 699 amino acids. The record is from RefSeq and is a predicted model, not a curated record. The transcript has 12 exons.
AUGAAGCUGUCAAGUGCCAGAAGCGCAAUCACGGCUGGUUUGAUCACCUCCAACUUGGUCCAAGGUCUCGCUGUGAACUCGAAUGUGGGGUCUCAGAGAGUAUUACAGUCUAGCGAGACCUUUCAGGGGCCACUAAGUGAGACAUCGAGCUCUAUCCAGCUUCGUCAUGAUGAUGAGGUCCAGUACGAUAUCGGUGGGAUCCCUUACUAUUCGCCGAAUAUCCCGGUGGUGACGGAUCUUUCUCUCAAACUGAACUCAUCCUACGCUCCAGUCCAUAUUGUUCCGGUUCGAAGCAGCAUUGGGACCCUCACACGGGAUGACGUAUCGAGGGUCAUAAACAACCAUCUGAAUCAAGACGACGUCCUCAGCAAGUCCUGGCUCGAGAAUGUCAUUCUCACUCGAGCAAGCGAAGGUGGCGCUGCUACGCUGUCUAUAGAGCUCAAUAACGCCGACAUGUCUGCUCUCAAAUCCGAGUUUGGGAUCAAGAAUAUCUUCAUUGGGGAUGAUACCAACCUUCUCGCAAACGAAAAUGGACUGGCUUCGGUGCAAAGGCUCUCUGCUUCGGAUAUGUCGAGACUGGAGGGGCUUCAAGGCCCAUACCUAGUGAGGGGCGGGUAUCCAGGAGGCUCCUCCAAGAUCCUGCCGGUUUACCGACUAUACUCAGACAACUACCGCUCUUUCGUCUAUGGUUCAGUGCCUUCCCUCGAGGGCUCGCACCGCGCUGUGAGACUAGUCGAUGACAAGGGCUACAGCCUCAUUCCUGUUCCAUCGAGACUCUAUGCAAAGUGCGAGGAGGAGGACAACGGAGUCUGCGGCCGCCGAAUAGGUGUCAAGGAUAUCUACGAUAUCAAAGGUCUCGUUACUUCAGCAGGAAGUAGGCUAUCGGGCGAGCUAUACGGUAAAACCAAUAGCACCGCUCCUGCGGUGCAAAAGCUCAUCGAGCUCGGUGGACUUGCUGUCGGCAAGACGAAGACAGCCAGCUUCGCAGUGGGAUCGAUGGGUCUCGCAGUCCCUUCAGCCCGCGUGGCGAUGGCUGGCUUACCUGCCUCGGAUCCUCAUCGGGCUCGGCGUGCGCCAUGGCAGCCUACCCCUGGCUGGACUUUGCCGUCGGAUCUGACACAAGUGCCGAGCUUUGGUGCCAUAUCGCUUGAGAAUGUCCGGCCAUUCAUUGAUCGUCAGGACACAGCAGGAAUCCUCGCUCGGGACACUGACACGUUCAGUAAGGCUAUCAAAUCAUGGUAUGAGGAUUCACCGUUGGAGUUGAGAUCCUACCCCAAGCUACCUAAGCAGAUCCUCGUAGAUAUAGAUGAAGGGGAGCGACUCAAUGACGAACACAACGUCAUCGUCAGGAAAUUUCUCAACGAGACGAGCCUCGCGCUAGGCAUCCCAGUGGUCCCUAUCAAUAUGACAGAGGCUCUUCAGGCUGAAAACUUUUCCUGGGGCGGAAUACAGACGGAAUUCUUUGGGGAGAGCAAGCAUUUUGGAUGGUAUACCUGGGAUCGGAACGGGAAACAAUUUUACGCAGACUACGCUGCCAUCAACGACGGACGACUGCCCGCUAGUGAUCCACUCAUUCGUACUCAUUUCAAGAGAGGUUUCCACGGAAAUAUAACUGAAGAAGGUUAUCUCGCGCCAGUCUCAGAAGUUGAGAGGUUUACCUCCUUUAUCAACGACAAACUACUAGUCGAGGAUGACGACAGCUGCUCACAGAGUCUGUCAACCAAUCACGGGCUGAAUUCCAAUCUCCCAGCUUUAUCUACCCCUCGUUCUUCAACGGUGUGCCUCUCUAUAGGGAGAGUGGACUCGGUGAUCCUUCAGUGCUGCGCAGACACAGCUCUGCCCAUAGGUCAGACACGAUACCAAAGCUUGAUUUCGGAACAUGAGGAGAUGUUGCCAGUCGCUGUAGACAUCGUUGCCCGCAAGGGCUGCGAAGAGAAGGAUGCUGAAAAGCGACACCAUUGUCAGUUUCGUCGUCGCCGACCUCAUAACCCAGCUGGCCGAGUGCGGCGUGCUCAAGAGCACCAAGACGGGACGCACGGCGUUCUGAUCGGGGUUCACGGCGUCAAUAGAGACUUGAAGACGAUUUACCUUUGUGGAUAA